AUGGAAUCAAAGCCUGACACUUGGGAUAUCAUGGAAGGAACAUCUCGAAAACGAAUGAAGACAGGGGUCAUAGUAGAGGCCAACACAAUGAGACCUUCUUUGCCUGAUCUUGUUAUUCAUCGAUUACUCACACAGCUGCUUCCGACUAAAGAUGCGCAUCGCAUGAGCUUUCUUUCCAAGCAAUGGGAAGGUGUUUGGUCGCUGAGCCCCGUAUUAGAUUUUGAUGAGUCCACAGAGGUUCAUGACGAUGACGUAAUUCCCGAAAAACAAGUUGAACACAGGAACUUCACCAACAUGUUGAAGAGGUACUUGGAAUAUCGAGAGAGCGACAAGACGACGCAAGUUUUGGAUAGAUUCAGACUUCGCAUGACAAGAUACUUGUAUGAAGAUUAUAGCAUCGUAGACAAUUGGUUGGAUUUUGCAUAUAAGAGGAGCGUCAAGGAGGUUGAUCUUAGCCUCGAAUUAGGUUGGCAUAAACUUCGUCGCCCUAACCCUGAAAUAAGUUGGGAAAAACAGGUCGAAUAUGUAUAUUGCCUAUCCCCAGUGAGUUUUUUUCAUGCAAAAUCCAUAACUACAUUGAAUUUGGAGUUUGUGAGAAUACGAAGGAGGUACAGUACUAGUGCAGAGCUUGAACAUGCAAGAGUUCUUCCUUGUUUGAAAAACAUGUCCCUGAAAAGCGUCUACCUAGACGAGCACUCUCUUGAGGACUUAAUUCUGGUGUGCCCUUCCAUCGAAUGCCUGUCAUUAGAUUCAUGUUGUUUCGAAUAUUCGGAAAUUAGCGUUUCAAGUUCUAGUCUCAAAUCUUUGGAAGUGAAGCACUGCGAUGCUCGCAAUAUUGUGGUAUUUAACUGCUUGAACCUUGAAUAUGUUACAUUCUUAUCAGAACUCCCACUCUCGAGGGCGCUCUUUUUAGCAUGCUACAAUUUGAAACAUAUCAGCAUCCAUGGUCAGUACUUGAGAAGACUUGUUUUGCAUAAAUGCCAUGAUAGCCUAGAGGCCACCAUCCAUACUCCGGGUCUUUUUAGUUUUAGAUUCGAUGGUUCUCUGAAAUCCAAACUCUAUCUAAAAGAUCCAGAUCUACAGAAACCCAUCAUCACUUUGAAAGACAAUUACAAUGGAGAAUCACAUAACAAUAUUCAAGCACUGAGAGAUUUUCUUGAGGCAUUUGAUGGUGCUGUCGACAAUAUGGAUCUCUACAUCUCGGAUUGUAACGCUAUCACUUUUCCAGUAAGAUUCAGAGCGACAUACUCGUCACCUUUGCCUGGGCGUAAGGUGCUUGUGCUCACCAUGUUGCAUAAUCCGACGAAGGCAAACGAUAUCUCCGACUUGAAUGACUUCUUGAGUUGGAUGGCAUCUGCAUUAUCAAUGGUACGGUACUAA
Molecule: messenger RNA, 1380 nt
Organism: Argentina anserina (silverweed cinquefoil)
Lineage: Eukaryota; Viridiplantae; Streptophyta; Magnoliopsida; Rosales; Rosaceae
Product: putative F-box/FBD/LRR-repeat protein At3g59240
Exons: 1
Coding region: 1-1380 (459 amino acids)
Source: RefSeq, a predicted model, not a curated record